UUACCCUCACCAGCCAGGAGGACUUGGGGGUCGGCACCAUGCCAAGUCUAGUCUAGUGGCUCUUCCGCCUACCAUCUGGCAGCCGAGACCCCUGCCUUAGCUCUGGCUCCUGACUGGAAAAUGACUUAGGGACAGGGUUACUGGUCUGCCCCUGGAAUCGAGUAUCUUUGGCCCUCCUAGUCAUCCUCUCCACCAAAGCUGAGCAGCCACAGACUCCGGGCCUCAGUUUCCUCCUCAGAGUCUGGGAUGUCUCAUGCCCCUGCCGUCUGCUUGAGGGGCGGGGUCGGCGGGUGGGCGGGCACAGUGGCGAAGGUGGGAGGAGGACCUGGAGAGCAGCCCCUCCCCCUCCUCUGCCUGGAGCCGGCGCUCUGCGGCUGGGCGGGCGGCCUCGCAUCCCCUUAGUGCUGGGUUAUGGUGAAGGCGUCGCCCGGCUUUCUGGAGAGGUCGGAAUAGGGGACGGUCCGAGUGGUACCCGCAGUCAUGGUGGUGUUCCUGGGCCGCCACCUCCCGGCGCUCCUCGGGGUCUUUAAGAAGAAGGGCUCUGCCAAAGCUGAGAGUGACAAACGUCUAAGUGUGGGGCCGGGCCAGGGGCCAGGCUCUGUGGUGGAUGAGCACCAGGACAACGUCUUCUUCCCCAGCGGGCGGCCGCCUCACCUGGAAGAGCUGCACACACAGGCCCAGGAGGGGCUCCGUUCCCUACAGCACCAAGAAAAACAGAAACUGAACAAGGGUGGCUGGGACCAUGGAGACACCCAGAGCAUCCAGUCCUCCCGGACAGGGCCGGAUGAAGAUAGCAUCUCCUUCUGCAGCCAGACCACAUCCUACACAGCUGAGAGCUCCACGGCAGAGGAUGCUCUCUCCAUCCGCUCGGAGAUGAUCCAGCGCAAAGGCUCCACCUUCCGACCCCAUGACUCGUUUCCCAAGUCAUCCGGAAAGUCAGGGCGGCGGCGGCGGGAGCGGAGGAGCACUGUGCUGGGGCUGCCGCAGCAUGUGCAGAAGGAACUCGGCCUGCGGAACGAGCGUGAGGCACCAGGUACUCCUUGGCCUCCUGGUCCACGGGAUGCUGUGCGCAUCCCCACAGUGGAUGGCCACCCGGUGGGCUUGGCCUCAGCAACAGGGGCCCGAGUGUCGCUGCAGGCGCUGGAGGCAGAGGCGGAGGCCGGUGCCGAGGCAGAGGCCAUGCUGCAGCGCCACAUCGACCGCGUUUACCGGGAUGACACCCUCGUUGGCCGGUCCACAGGGGCCCGGCCCCCACCACUGAGCCGGCCCAUGUCCCUAGCAGUGCCUGGACUGACAGGAGGGGCCGGGCCUCCAGAGCCCAUGAGCCCGGCCAUGUCCAUCUCGCCCCAGGCCACCUACUUGUCGAAGUUGAUCCCACAUGCUGUGCUGCCACCCACGGUGGAUGUGGUGGCCCUGGGCCGCUGCAGCUUGCGCACACUGAGCCGCUGCAGCCUGCUCGCGGCCAGCCCGGCCUCCAUCCGCUCACUGGGCCGCUUCUCCUCAGUCUCCAGCCCACGUCCCCACAGCCGCCACCCUUCCUCCUCCAGUGACACCUGGAGUCACUCUCAGUCCUCCGAGACCAUUGUGUCUGAUGGCUCCACCCUUUCCUCUAAGGGUGGCUCUGAGGGCCGGCCAGAGGGCUCUGUGGCUAGCAAUAGUGUGGCACCCCCUCCCCAGGGGGGCAGUGGGAGGGGCUCUCCCAGUGGGGGCAGCACGGCUGAAGCCUCAGACACUGUCAGCAUUCGGAGUAGUGGGCAGCUGUCUGGCCGGAGUGUGUCCCUACGUAAGCUGAAGCGGCCCCCACCUCCUCCCCGCCGGACCCACUCGCUCCAUCAGCGGGGCUCAGCAGCACCUGAUGGGCCCUUGGGGUUGCCACCCAAGCCCGAGCGGAAGCAGCAGCCACAGCUGCCUCGGCCGCCCACCACUGGUGGGUCAGAAGGGAUGGGGGCAGCACCCUGUCCAUCCAACUCAGCAGGCAGCUGGGUGCCUGGCUUGUCUCCGGGUGGCUCCCGGCGCCCCCCACGCUCCCCAGAACGGACACUCUCACCUUCCAGUGGAUACUCGAGCCAAAGUGGUACCCCUACCCUCCCUCCCAAGAGUCUAGCAGGGGCCCCUGCUUCCCCAGGCAAGGUUCAACCUCUUAAGCCAGAGCGUGUCACUUCCCUUCGAUCUCCUGGGGCCUCUGUCUCCUCCUCCCUCACGUCUCUAUGCUCCUCCUCCUCUGACCCAGCCCCCUCAGAACGCUCUGGUCCACAGAUGUCGACCAUCCUGGGUGACAGGUUUGUCAUACCUCCUCACCCCAAGGUGCCUGCCCCGUUCUCCCCACCUCCCUCCAAGCCUAAGAGCCCUAACCAAGCUGCCCCUGCUCUGGCUGCCCCUGCUGUGGUCCCUGGGCCCAGCUCUACUGCUGAUGUGAGUCCUGAGUUCCCUCCCACUCCCCAGACAUCCCUGACUCCACCACAGGAGUCUUCCCUUGCCUCCAAAGACCAGUCGCCCCCACCAUCUCCACCCCCAUCUUAUCAUCCACCCCCACCACCCACUAAGAAGCCAGAGGUGGUUGAGGAGGUCCCGUCUGCCCCAGAGAUUGCUGAGGAGCCCCUGCAAGAUCCCAACUGGCCCCCACCACCACCUCCUGCACCUGAGGAGCAGGACCUCUCCAUGGCUGACUUCCCUCCACCCGAGGAGGCCUUUUUCUCCGUGACUGGCCCUGAGCCUGCAGGUCCUUCAGACCCCCCAGAGCCUGUCAGCUCCCUGGUUGCUUUGCCCUCCUCAGCUACUGUCUCUUCCCAGAGCCAGCCCCAUGGUACCCCAGACCCUCCUCCAGCUCCACCAGCCCCACCUCCUGCUGGUUCUGUCACAGGGCUUCUGGCCAAGGCCCCUCGGAGAGAACCCGUGGGCUGCAGCAAGGGCAGUGGGGUUCCCAGGGAGGAUGCUGGUGCACCCCUGGUCACGCCCUCACUCCUGCAGAUGGUCCGACUGCGCUCUGUGGGUGGUCCCACAGUGGCUGCAACCCCAGCAUCAGGGCCAUUGGCCCCCCAGAAGCCACUUCGAAGGGCCCUGUCAGGGCGGGCCAGCCCAGCACCUGCCCCCUCCUCAGGGCUCCAUGCUGCUGUCCGACUGAAGGCCUCCAGUCUGGCUGCCAGUGAGGGCCCUGUGAGUGCCCAGCCCAAUGGACCACCUGAGGGUGAGCCACGGUCUCCCCAGUCCUCUGCCUCUACGGCCAGCUUCAUCUUCUCCAAGGGCACUAAGAAGCUGCAGCUGGAGCGGUCCGUGUCCCCCGAGACCCAGGCUGAUCUCCAGCGGAAUCUGGUGGCUGAACUUCGGAGCAUCUCGGAGCAACGGCCACUCCAGGCCACAAAGAAGCCACAUAAGGCUCCCCCACCCGUGGCCCGCAAGCCCUCUGUGGGAGCCCCACCACCUGCCUCCCCGAGCUUUUCUCGGGCUGAGCCUCUUACUGCUCCUCCCACCAACGGGCUCCCCCCUGCCGAGGACAGGACUAAGGGGGAGCUAGCGGAGAAUGGAGGUGUCCUGCAGCUGGUGGAUCCAGAGGAGCGGAAACUGGGCGUGCCUAGCUCAGACCCACAGAAAGAGCUGGUCUGACCACCAGGCACCUCACUGGCACUGCUGGCCCAUCCCAGGAAUACAAUCUCAGGGACCUGAGCAGCUCCAAGGAUGAGAAGAUACAGCAGAAACUUAACCUAACAGAGAGGAUGCCUGCAGCCUUAACCCACAGCCUUCAAUAUUUAUGCAAGCCUGGUGUCGAUCUGUCCUCCGUCACCCAGCACUCAUGCCUUUUCCCGAUUGGAUUCACCUCUGGCAGCUGCCACUUCAGUCUUGGCCUUAGCCUCAUCUUGAA
Ceratotherium simum simum (southern white rhinoceros) is the source of this 3856-nucleotide messenger RNA. It is a transcript of the gene NHSL3, whose product is annotated as NHS like 3. Lineage: Eukaryota; Metazoa; Chordata; Mammalia; Perissodactyla; Rhinocerotidae. Gene Ontology annotation, biological process: cell differentiation. The record is from RefSeq and is a predicted model, not a curated record.